Molecule: messenger RNA, 1355 nt
Organism: Chara braunii
Lineage: Eukaryota; Viridiplantae; Streptophyta; Charophyceae; Charales; Characeae
Source: the annotation of a GenBank genome assembly
CGGCCUCCUCCGCGACCAACGACAAGUCGCCGUCUUCGCAAAGUAGUCAUGCGAUUGCGAUCGCCACGAGGAAGGCGCCGGUGGCAGGAAAUUGCUCAGCAAAUGAUUCGGCUUCGGCGGGGAAUGAGCUCGCGCAAGUUUGCCCAGCAGCAGGUCGCCCUGUGACUCGGAGGAUGCUGGCGGGCCUCGUUGGCGCGGUCGUGCUGCCAAGCUUGGUGCAACACGUUUUCAAAUCGCCAUUUACAAACAAUUCUGCGGCUUAUGCUGCAGAGAUCUUCCAGCUGGCCUCCUUUGAGAGAAGCCAAGUGCGGCGAGAGCGGGGCGCUCUCCGUGCCGCUGCUGACCUUCGUACGGACUUGAGCAGAGAAACACCUGCAACGGCUCCAGAAGAAGGAGGAGAUGGAGGAGAAGAAGGAGACGGAGAAGAAGGAGGAGGAGGAGAAGGAGGAGAAGGAGGAGAAGGAGGAGGUGCAGCAGUCGCCGAAACGCAAACGCCGGCGCCAACUGCUUCUCCUAUCUCGGAAACAGAGGACAUGAAUACCAUCACACCUGUACAAUCGGAGGGGACGUCAGGAGUUGUUGUGGAGAACAUAAAUGCAGCCAAAGACAAAUCAGAAGCAGCAGCAGCAGCAGGAGAAGGGGAAAAGGCACGGGGCGAGGAAGGAGGAGGAGCUGUGCAGGCAAUUUUAUCUCCUUCGCCGAACAGCGAGAAGGUAAAGGGAGAUGAGGAGUCAUCGGGCAUCAAGAGCUCCCUUCUCUUGACCGCUCUGGGAGCUACGACCGCAGCCGCUCUCGGAGCAGCAUGGUUCACCCCCCGAUUACCGAAGUCGGGGUCUGAUGUGGAGGGGUUGUCCAACCAAGAAAUGGCGGGAAACGCUGCCGUGGAGGACACGAGCGCGAAGACGCCGGCCAUUCAGAAUCAGUCCAACGAGGAGGCGACUUGAAGACCUGCACCUAUCGAGGAUCAACUUCUCAAGUUGCUUUUUCUCUCUGUGUGGAGGAAGGAAGAGAUUGCCAGGAUGGCUGACAGCCAAAUCGCUGCCUUUGCUCCGAUCAGCAUUGCGCUGAGGUCUGCAAACUGCAGGUUUGAAACUCAGCAAGGACUCUGGGAGAAUGAGCAGCCAGCAUCUUAACCUUGCAACCAUUGUUGACCUCUGCAGCGGCCACCGUGACUGAGCGGAAACUUGGUUGAGAAAGAACUGGCAGAGACGUAUCAGCCAAGGAGAUGAAGCUUCAUGAAGGUGCCGAAGUUGCAGAGAAAACUCGAUGAAGGAGAGCCCAGGGAGCCAGGUAGACAUAGAUUCUAUCAUUCUGAAGUUGAAUCAUCUGGCUGGAUCGAGAUUUGCAUUCCGAGA